Messenger RNA from Photinus pyralis (common eastern firefly), 753 nucleotides. RefSeq lists its product as uncharacterized. The coding region runs from base 1 to 678 and encodes 225 amino acids. NCBI's taxonomy places the organism in Eukaryota, Metazoa, Arthropoda, Insecta, Coleoptera, Lampyridae. The record is from RefSeq and is a predicted model, not a curated record. The transcript is spliced from 2 exons.
AUGUUUCCUGAAAAGGUUCUCGUCUGUACGGUUUUAGUCGUUAUUGCUACAGUGAGUGCUGAAAGGCAUUAUGUUGUAAACAAGGGGUGCAAUACGUGUACGAAAAGGGGUCCGCCUUCUUGCAGACAGUGGUGCAUAAUCACAGUGAACGUGGGUUGUUGUUUGCAGCGUCGAUAUGUUUGCUGUAGCUACAGAGAAAAGCUGGGAGUUUGUCCCGUAGCCCAGCCGUCCUGCCCCAAGCCGUACCCUUACCAUGCAACUAGGGUGUUCGAGUGCCACCACGACUUCCAUUGCCCUCUAGGUUACAAGUGCUGCUCGGACUGUUGUUUUACGCACAAAAUUUGCAAGCAGAUGCAUUCGGCCACACCAACUUCAGCCCCAUGGCCCAAACCUUCAGUUUUCACAAAACCGACAACCAGCACAACGAACUCGACGACUACAACCACCACCACCACCACCAUCACGCCACCGACAACAACCCUGUCCACAACCACGCAAUUUAUUAUCGAAGUACCCGAAGUCGAGGACGAAACAGUGACUGUAACUCAAGACAGACAGCCAACGACGCUUCCAAAUCCGACCGUUGAAGAAGGUAGCGGGUACGGCAUCAACGACUUGGAAGAACCACACGCCGCUUUGGUUCAAGGAUUCUUGGACGAUGAAGACUUUCUGCACUAACAAUUUGACACCUAAGGCAUUGGGACCGGUGCGUUUUUUCUCGAAGACUGAAUAAGUUAAUUGUACAGAUUAAAG